This is a messenger RNA of Penaeus chinensis, 4527 nucleotides long. It is a transcript of the gene ptc, whose product is annotated as protein patched-like. The coding region runs from base 182 to 4393 and encodes 1403 amino acids. The record is from RefSeq and is a predicted model, not a curated record. Gene Ontology annotation, biological process: smoothened signaling pathway. Gene Ontology annotation, molecular function: hedgehog family protein binding; hedgehog receptor activity; smoothened binding. The transcript is spliced from 19 exons. Gene Ontology annotation, cellular component: plasma membrane. NCBI's taxonomy places the organism in Eukaryota, Metazoa, Arthropoda, Malacostraca, Decapoda, Penaeidae.
UGCUCUUGUGGAAUGGAUUGUCGUGUUACUGGUGUUUUGAGUGCAGUGUAGUGAGAGUGUCAAGUGUCAUGUGGCAGGGAUGGGGGCCUCCGCCCCCCAUGCUAUAACGUGGUCGCCCACUGUGUCUUGCGAAGGUGUAGCCGCUACAGACGCGGCUCUACAGUGAAUUGUGGAGUGUGACAUGGCCAUCGCCGUGGGAGGUGAAGAAAGUGUUGGCGAGGGCGGCGUGUGGGCGUCCGGGGCCCGCCCGCAUGAAGACUUGUGUACUAGAACUAGCUGGGCAGACGCCCGCACCGCCCUCGCCCAUAUUAACAAGGGUCGGGCGACCGGCAGCCGGGCGGCACUAUGGGUACGGACCAAGUUACAGUGGCAGCUCAUGCAGCUUGGGGUGUUCGCUCAAAGACACGCCGGCAAGGUGCUCUUCGUGGCCCUCCUCGUCCUCGCCACCUUCUGCGUCGGCCUCAAGAGCGCGACGCUGCUCACCGACGUCCAGAGAUUAUGGGUUGAAGAGGGCGGCCGUUUGGAGAAGGAGUUGGAGUACGUGGAGAAGAGCCUGGGCGAGGGCGCAGGCACUACCAAGCAGAUCCUUAUCCUCACGCCCAAGGACCAGGGUGCCAACAUCCUGCAUCCCCGGGCACUCCUCGCCCACGCGGCCGUGCUCCGUGCGGCGACCUCCGUCAAGAUAGAAAUGUUCGACAUAUCAUGGAGUUUGAAAGACCUCUGCUUCGCCCCGAGUCUACCCGAGGUGGAAGAUUAUAUGAUAGAGCAGAUCUUCGAGAAGAUCACCCCCUGCGCUAUCAUCACGCCCCUGGACUGCUUCUGGGAGGGCUCGAAGCUCCUGGGACCUGAGAACCCCGUCAACCUACCACUGCUGGGCCCUGCCAUCAGAUGGACCAACCUCAACCCGCAGAAGAUCGUCAACAGAAUCAAGGAAUUCGAGAGCAACGAGAGAUAUGAACACGGCUUUUCCCUCUCCUACUUCGCUGACUUCAUGAAACGGGCUGGGAUAACAACGGCUUACCAAGAGAAGCCCUGUCUCGACCCGACCGACCCCGAGUGUCCGGAAACUGCCCCCAACAAGCACUCCAAACAGGUGCCUGACGUAGGCGCUGAGCUGACGGGCGGAUGCUACGGAUAUGCCGGGAAGUUCAUGCACUGGCCGGAGGACCUGAUCGUGGGCGGGACUCAGACCAACAAGACGGGACACAUCGUCAGAGCGGAGGCCCUACAGAGCAUGGUGCAGCUGAUGGGCUCCAAGAACCUUUACGAGUAUUACGACCAGCACUACCGCGUCCACCACGUCGACUGGUCACAGGAGAAGGCGAAUCAGCUGCUCGAGGCCUGGCAGCAGAAGUUCACGCAGGAGGUGCUGGCGGAGACGGAGCGCCUUCAGAAUGAAACUCGCCGCUACAACAUGCUGCCCUUCUCCAGCGCCACCCUCGGCUAUCUCCUCAGGGACUUCUCCGAGGUGCCCGCCUUCAGGGUCGCCCUCGGUUACAUAUUCAUGGUGAUGUACGCGUGCUUGUCGCUCGCGAAGUUGUCGGAUUCGGUGAGAUCGGCGGCGGGUCUCGGCCUCGCGGGGGUCCUGCUGGUUGCCAUCACCGUCGCCGCCGGCCUCGGGUUGUGCGCCUUGCUCGGGCUGCCCUUCAACGCCUCUACGACGCAGGUGCUGCCCUUCCUGGCGCUGGGCCUGGGCGUCGACGACAUGUUCCUCAUGGCGCACACCUUCGCCGAGACCGCCGACAACUCGCUCAUCCCCUACCAGGACCGCGUUGGCGAGGUGCUCAAGCGUGCCGGCGUAUCGGUGGUGCUGACGUCCGUCUGCAACGCCUGCGCCUUUUUCGCGGGCGCCCUUGUGCCUGUGCCCGCCCUCAGAGCCUUCUGCAUGCAGGCGGCGCUGCUGGUGCUGGUCAACCUGGUGGCUGCCCUCACCGUGUUCCCCGCGGUCAUGAGCCUGGACCUACGGCGGCGCCACGCUCAGCGCGCGGACCUCCUGUGCUGCCUCCCGGGCUGGAACCGCGACCAGGUCGUGUCCCUGCAGCCGGCGUCGUCCUCCAGCGCCGCGGCGGAGGAAGGGCGCAGCUGGACGCGCCCUCACCGCCCGCCUCCCGUCAACAACGAACUCACCAAAAAGAACACGGUCACGCGGGCGCUCCCUCCCCCGGGGGGUGGCACCGUCACGCAGGUGGUUAUGCCACCCGUCGCGCCCAGAGAGUGCUGGGCGACCACCGCCACGCCCACGGACCCUCACGCCCCCUCCGCUCCCUCCCUCGAAUCCCUGGCCACGACGAAUUCCACGCGGGACCUUGUGAGCGGGGAGAAGCGCUUCUCGGGCGUCUCGCGGGCGUGGACGUCGGUGCUGAACUUCUGGUCUGGCUGGAACCUGGACAAGUGGGCGGCGGAGGUGUACGGACCGGCGGUGACGCGCGGGCCGGUGAAGGCGGCGGCGAUGGUGGCGCUGCUGGCUUCGGUGGCCGCGGCGGCGUGGGGCGUGAGCCGCGUGCAGGACGGCCUGGACCUGACGGACAUCGUCCCCAGCGACACGCCCGAGUACGCCUUCCUGGCAGCCCAGCAACGCUACUUCGGCUUCUACAACAUGUUCGCCGUGACGCAAGGCAACUUCGAGUACCCGACCAAGCAGCGGCUCCUGCACGACUACUACGAGGCCUUCACGCGCGUCAACCACAUCAUCAAGAAUGACGACGGAGGGCUGCCCGAGUUCUGGCUGUCGCUCUUCAGGGACUGGCUCGUCGGACUCCAGCAGGCCUUUGACAGGGACUGGCGGACCGGCUGCAUCACCCAGGAGCACUGGCACAAGAACGCCUCGGACGACGGAAUCCUCGCCUACAAGCUGCUCGUCCAGACCGGCCACGUCGACAACCCCAUCGACCUUUCGCUCGUCGCCCAUACGCGGCUGGUGGACUCGGAGGGCAUCAUUAACCCGAAGGCCUUCUAUAACUACCUGACGGCGUGGAAGAGUAACGACGCCCUGGCUUAUGGCGCCUCACAGGCCGACCUGCGCCCGGAACCCCGCGAUUGGCUCCAUGAUGUUCACGACAUCGAUCUGAAGAUCCCGAAGUCGCCGCCGCUGGUGUACACGCAGCUGCCCUUCUACCUGCACCAGCUGGGCGACACCAACGCCAUCACCGCCAUGAUUCACGAGGUGCGCGCCAUCUGCAGGAAGUUUGAGGAGCGCGGCCUGCCAAACUUCCCCACGGGCAUCCCCUUCACCUUCUGGGAACAGUAUAUUAAGCUCAGGUUUUAUCUGGUGCUGGCGCUGCUGGCGGUGCUGACGGCGGUGUUCCUGGUGCUGGCGGUGGUGCUGAUGAAUCUGUGGGCGGCGGCGCUGGUGGUGCUGCUCCUGGCCACGCUCGUACUGCAGCUGUUCGGCGUCCUGGGCAUCUUGGGCGUGAAGCUGUCUGCCGUGCCCGCCGUGCUGCUGAUCGUCAGCGUGGGCGUGGGCGUUGAGUUCUGCGUGCACGUGACGGUGGGAUUCCUGACGGCGGUGGGCGGCCGCGACCGGCGGGUGGUGCUGGCGCUGCAGCACAUGGCGUCGCCCGUGCUGCACGGCGCCGCCUCCACGCUGCUCUCGUCGCUCAUGCUGCUCUUCUCCGAGUUCGAGUUCAUUCGGCGAUACUUCUUCUACGUGCUUCUGGCGCUGACGGUGCUGGGCGUGAUAGAUGGGCUGCUGUUCCUGCCGGUGCUACUGUCUCUGGUAGGUCCUCCUGCCGAAGUGGUGCCGCGGAACCACCCUGACCGCCUGCCCACGCCUUCGCCUCCUCCGUCCCCACAGCCGGCCCACUCCCACUCCCACAGCGGCUCCUCCAGACGUAGCGGGCGAAGCGGCGGAGGAAGCCGCAACUCGCGGAGGUCCGGCGGCGGCGGCGGCGGCUCGCUUUACCCGCGGCUGCACGGCGGCUCCAACCUCUCGCUCACCACCAUCACGGAGGAGCCUUCGUCAGCCAGGUCCUCGCAGUCGCUCCGCUCGUCUCAUGAAAUUGUCGUGGAGCCACAGGUGGUUGUCGAAACGACCACGACGCCCGCGCACGGAACUGGCUCUGGCGAGGCGCACCUCGACCACCACGUCACCACCAAAGUCACCGCCACAGCCAAGGUCAAGGUGGAGCUCCACACGCCACUGCCGGGUUCAGUGGAUCCCACCUACCGCAGCAGCAGCAGUAGCACCAGACGCAGCAGUCGACGGAGUAGUAGUAGCAGCAGCAGUAGUUACGGCGGGGGCGCUGGCGUCGGCAGCCAUGGCUCGGGUUCGCUCAACGGCAGUCACUCGUCCUCUUCCUCCUCCACUCCCUCCUACUCUUCCUCCGCCAGUGGCACGGGGGCCUCCUCCUCCAGGGGGUCCUCGGACAUGGAGGACGAAUCUUCGCCCAAGUGAGGUUCGCCUCUGCCUCUUCCGAAAUGGUGCUAGCGGGGCCUCCGUCGGGAAGCCGAAGCCAAAAUCAAACAAGCCGAACCGAACUCAGUUACUCCACUCGUCAAAGAAUCUUUUGUCCCUUGCCAGCGCCUUCU